UUUCUCUCAUUAUGUAAGCGCCCCAACCCACCUCUCUUCUUCCUCGCCCUAGUUUUCGUUGCUUCCAUCACGCCAUGGCGGAUUCUCCGCGCAUGAGGUAUUCACAGUCCCCUUCUCCUGAUAGGAGGCACUCUGGAUCAAGAUCUAGGGGUCGGUCUCGGUCUAGGUCUCGAACACCCAUUCCCAGAUCACGAUCGCGCUCUGGAAGCCGUGGCAGGGAUGAUUCACUAAAUCCUGGAAAUACUCUAUAUGUAACGGGCCUGUCUAGUAGAGUCACAGAAAGAGACCUUGAGUAUCACUUCUCCAAGGAGGGCAAGGUUAAGGGAUGCUUUCUCGUUGUUGAACCACGAACUCGUGUCUCUCGUGGUUUUGCAUUUGUGACCAUGGAUACAGUUGAGGACGCUGACCGCUGUGUCAAGUAUCUCAAUCAGUCAGUUUUGGAGGGCCGAUACAUAACUGUGGAGAAGUCGAGAAGAAAAAGGCCACGGACGCCUACACCUGGAAACUACCUUGGAGUGAAAAGCACCCGAGAUACCCGAGAUCGUUAUGACCGUGACAGGUACCGUGGAGGAUAUGGUCGUGAUGACUAUGGUGGUGGGUACCAUAGAUCACCAAGACGCUCACCAUAUCGAGGUGGUCGAGGUUACUCCCCUCGUCGGUCACCUUAUGGUGGUAGAUCAAGAAGGGAGCGGUCAAGAUCUAUUCCUUAUUCUCCAUAUAUAAGUCCAGAUAGAGGCUAUGGUCGUCGUGCAAAUGUUUAUGCCAGGAACACUAGUUUGGUAUGGGACAAUCCUGAUGUUAGAAUGCUGGGUUAGCUUGUGAAGGAUGAUGAAGACUUGGAUCUUGGCAUGAGUUUUUACUUGUGUUAUGGUGUCUCUUGCUUUUAUGAUGUAAUGUUCUUGCAUUUUCAGUAGGCAUGUGCCAUAUGUUGUUGUUUAACUGCAUUGUGGUUCAUGGCAGUGAAUGAUGUGCUUCAUUUGCUUGCGGAUUACGCAAAAGUAUGUUUUUCCAGCUUCUUUGCUUGUUCAUGCCUGAAAAUCACCAAUUUGUUCCUUUUUUUUUUUUUGCCCUGAUGUUAGAUCACAGGCCAUUGACCAAGAACUUGUGUUCAUGUCUGUCUUUCAUUUGUGUUAAGAUGCCUUGAUGCUGAGCAGGUGUAUGGCUGCUUGUAGCUGCUUUCUCACACCUUUUUUACUUCUUCCCGGCAUCUGAUAUCAACUGCAUUUCUUUUUUGUUUUUUAUGUAUAAUUUAUUUAUUGUCAUCUUGUUGCAACGGUGCUCGUCAUGUGAUGCAUAGAUGGUAUGCUCCGAUGAUGCAUUUUCAUCAGGUCUUCUUAUGUCCUGUCAUUAUCUAGAUUGUUAUUGAAUGCACAGACUAAGUGCCAUUUCAUACCGUGGAAUAUAUAAAAUGAUGCUCUGAGAU
Molecule: messenger RNA, 1423 nt
Organism: Elaeis guineensis (African oil palm)
Lineage: Eukaryota; Viridiplantae; Streptophyta; Magnoliopsida; Arecales; Arecaceae
Molecular function (GO): RNA binding
Source: RefSeq, a predicted model, not a curated record